CUUCCUUUCGACAGAGCGUACAUCGUAAACCAGGAUUAAAUUAAGUUCAUAAUCAUGCUUAAAUUAUUAUUAAUAGUAUUGCUAGUUAUUCUUAGUAACCAUGGUUUGUGUAAUCCAAUUAAUAGCGAGCCAUCUGCGCUUCGCUACGAACGGAUUAAACGCCAAUUCAGUGCCAAUGUAGGAGCAACACACCUGCAGGGUGAGGGAACGGAUUUCACGGCUGAAGCAAUAGCUCGAUUGUGGCGCAGUCAAAGCGGUACUACGGAAGUACAAGGUUCAGCUAGCUAUAAUCAACAUUUUGGAGGAUUCGAGGGGAACGGUCGCGAUUAUCGAUUAAAGUUGAAAAUAGUUUUCACGUAAAGGAACAUACUUCAAGGGAAGUUUUCUGAGCAAUUGAAAGAACCAAUCACUAAUUCGGCAUCUAUUUACAGAACCAUCAUAC
Messenger RNA from Malaya genurostris, 442 nucleotides. RefSeq lists its product as uncharacterized. The transcript is spliced from 3 exons. Gene Ontology annotation, biological process: defense response to bacterium. Bases 55 to 360 code for a protein of 101 amino acids. Lineage: Eukaryota; Metazoa; Arthropoda; Insecta; Diptera; Culicidae. The record is from RefSeq and is a predicted model, not a curated record. Gene Ontology annotation, cellular component: extracellular region.